Messenger RNA from Bombina bombina (fire-bellied toad), 1542 nucleotides. RefSeq names its product testis expressed 14, intercellular bridge forming factor (gene TEX14). Gene Ontology annotation, molecular function: protein binding; protein kinase activity; ATP binding. The record is from RefSeq and is a predicted model, not a curated record. Gene Ontology annotation, cellular component: kinetochore; intercellular bridge; midbody. Lineage: Eukaryota; Metazoa; Chordata; Amphibia; Anura; Bombinatoridae. Gene Ontology annotation, biological process: mitotic spindle assembly checkpoint signaling; protein phosphorylation; intercellular bridge organization. The transcript is spliced from 15 exons. The coding region runs from base 1 to 1542 and encodes 513 amino acids.
AUGGGAUUCCUUCCUAAGGUGGUGUUGAGCUGCCAUAUCAAUCAGGAGGUGUUGUUCCUUCGUUCUGACCUAGUCCUUCUAACAACAACUCGCUGUUUUGAUGGGAGUACACCAGUUCAUGCUGCUGCUUUCUCUUGCAAUCAGUGGAAUCUUAGUAAACUCAUUGAUGCUGGUGGAGAUUUACGACUUCAUGAUCAGGAAUGCAGAACACCAUAUGCCUGGGCUAUCAUGUCUGGAAAAGAUCGAAAUGUACAGAUGUUGGAAUUUAUUAAAAGUUGUUCUGGACAUAUGAAAGCUCUGCUUCAAUGUUUUCCUUACAAAGCAUUUAUGAAGGUUGACUCAUCAAGUUUCCUGAUACGUAACCCAUCUAUAAUUGGUUUAAUUUCUCAAGGGAAUUUCGACAAACCUCUGUCCAAGUAUCUAAAAUAUGGCGGCAUUUCUACUAACACAAUGUAUGGUUUUGGCUAUGGAAAGUUAUAUUUGACAAUCACUGGGCGACUGGAAUUUUUUGGAACAAUUCCAUUUGUUGAAGAAAAAUAUUUAGUUCAAGGAGAUGACAAACUCUCUUUCUCCUACCCAGCUGGACCUUAUAUGACGAUGACAAGUUUAUUGUGGGGUUGUACUGAAGUUACUGUAAAAGAACUCAAUAUAUUAGCUCAUGAUGCGUGCAGCAAAUUGCGGUUUGUCGAUCUUCUUAUUGCUGAGCAGGAAUACCUAAGUAAGCUUCAUCACCCAAAUUUGAUUCAGCUAAUAGCAGUAUGUGUACCUCCUGAUCUGGAAAUAAUACGUCUAGUUUUUGAAAGAGUUACUUUGGGAUCUCUUUAUAGCGUUCUUCAUGAGAGGCGCUCAGAAUUUCCGAUACUGCACAUGGAGACCUUAGUACAUUUAUUACUUCAGAUGACUGAUGCCCUUCUUUUUCUUCACUACCGUGGUUAUAUCCAUCGUUCUCUUACUUCACAUGCUGUGCAGAUUUUUUCUGCAGGAUUAGCUAAAAUAAGCCAUUUUGAGUAUAUGAUUGAAAGCAAAGAUGGAGGGACCCACAGUGACCUCACUCAUUUCCCUAUACCUAUGCAGCUUUAUAAUUGGUUGGCUCCAGAAGUAAUUCUAGGGAAAACAGUUACAGCAAAAUGUGAUAUUUACAGCUUUUGCGCAAUUACUCAGGAGAGUCUAACUGAUACACUUCCUUGGGAUGGAUUGGAUGGCAACUCAAUUAAAGCUGCAUUAAUUGCAGGCCACAAUUUAACUGCUGAUAUUAGACUUUCUAAACCUUAUGAUUACAUAGUGAGCACAGGAAUCCAGCCCAAACCAAAGGAUAGAUUAGUGAAUUUGCAGGAUAUCCGAUGCAUGUUAAAAAAUUAUCUCAAGGAAAUUAUUGAAUCCAAAAAGAGUAAACCUGAUAAAUUAAGCAUCCAAAAUCUAUACCCAGAGAUAAGCAUUGGUUUGCAGCCCAGAACUGAGAUUUCAAGAGAACUACACGUUCAGGACAAGGAGCAGGCAGAUAUUAUUGCAAAUGGAAAUGGUGUUCAAAGUCUACAUCACUAA